ACAAAACAUAUCAACAUCCAACAAAUAGAAAAAGGCAUAAAACUCGUCUCCCCAUCUCUCUCUUCACUAAAAGAAAUCCAUUUUUAAUCAAUUCUAUAAACUCCCACCAACCAAAACAUUUCACCAAAAAAAUUAAAAAAUAAAAAGUAAAAGAAAACCCAAAAUAUAAAAGAAGAGAAAACAACAUGCCAUGACAUCAUGAACAACCCCAUGAGCUCCGGCGACGAGAGCUCACCAAGCCUCGGCGGAUUCCGAUACGGCAUCGGCAUCUCCAUCGGCGUCCUCACCCUCGUCAUCAUCAUGACCCUAAUCUCCUACUUCUGCACCCGCGCUCGCUUAAACUUCGAACAGUCCACUAGACCCGCCUCCGUCGUGAUGAUCACCGUCGACGGCGACCCGGCGAUCUCCGGACAGCCUCGAGGACUAAACGACGACGUCCUCAGAAGCUUCCCGAAGCUUCUGUACGCCCAGGCGAAGCUCCACUUGAGGGAUAAUAACCGCGCAGGAUCAGCUUCCAGCAGCUGCUCGAUAUGCCUCGCCGAUUAUGCAGACUCCGAUGAGCUCCGGUUGUUGCCGGACUGCGGCCAUAUCUUCCAUAUCAACUGCGUCGAUUUGUGGCUCCGGCAGCACCCGACGUGCCCUAUCUGCCGGAGCUCUCCUAUUCCGACGCCGUUGACCACUCCUUUGGCCGAAGUCGCUCCGUUGGCGGCGGCGGCGCCUGCGGCUACGGCUACGGCGGCACGGUGAGAGUUAAGGCAAAAGGGAUAUCGGUUUGAGUUUGGAGUGAUCUUUUUGUAGAAUUUGAGUACAGGUUUUCAUAUGAAUUUGAGGUUUACAUUUUUGUUGUUGUUGCAGUUCUUUGUAAAUAUUGAAUGACUUUUCUCCCUAAUCAAGUUUUGGGUGCGAAAAUACAAGCAAAAAAAAAACAACAACAAAGUUUUGGGUGUCAAAAUUACCUUAAUGUCUUUAGUUGACAAAUUUUCAUGAUCACAUUUUUUUUUUUUGUUUUGCUUUUUUCUCUUUUUCCCGGCCAUUUAUUCUGUUUUUAUUAGGAUAUUUCAAAAGGACGUCUAAUUUCUGCUUGCUUUAGCA
Molecule: messenger RNA, 1092 nt
Organism: Morus notabilis
Lineage: Eukaryota; Viridiplantae; Streptophyta; Magnoliopsida; Rosales; Moraceae
Product: RING-H2 finger protein ATL70
Exons: 1
Coding region: 199-747 (182 amino acids)
Source: RefSeq, a predicted model, not a curated record